ACGCUUUCAACUCUCUCAUUUCUCUCUCCUGCUUUAUCUCUAGCGUAUAUGUAUGUAUACAUUGUGUAUAGUAUGUACAUAUGUAUGUAGAGGUAUACAUACGCACUCUCUCUCUUGAGCAACAACAAAAAGAAGGGUAGAGAAAAGCCAAGGCAAGGCCACCUGUUGGUUCAUUCCAUAAACCACCAACAAAAACCACUGCCACUUGUGAUCAAAAAUUUGUUACAGAAAACCCUUCAAGAAUAUUGUAUCUUUCGCAUUAGUUUCUCUCUUAUCUUUCUCUCUCUUUCAGAUCACUUUUCUACCUUUUUCACCAAAUGGGUUUUUGGUUUUAGGCCCUCUAUUGAGUUAUAUGCGUACACAUACAUUGGGAGAAUCCAACUAGAUUCUAUACAGAGAUCACCGGAAUCUGAAACAGAGAAAAAACCCUUUCUGGACUGAUCUCUAUGCUCGUGUAGAGAUAUAAAAAAGAUUGGGUUUUUAUCUUUGAGGGAAGGAACACAAGAAAGAUUGGAGUUUUUUUUAUUUAUAGACUUGAGUCGGAAUUCUUCUGUGGAUAGCUGUUUAUUGUUUCUUUAUUGUAGCAAAUUUUGGGCCUUUUGUGUUUGUGGGGUUUUCUUGAUUCCAUGGCUGCCGGUGCAGAGGUGUCUGGUGAAGCAGCAGUAUUGGGAAUGGAGUCCCCUGCUGCUGUUCUUGAGCCUUCAUCACCAAAGAACACCAUUCCCACCAGUGAAAAGAAUCUUGAAAAAUAUGAUAAUUCCAAUACUGAGAAGGCUGGGGAAACUGAUGUAGCUGAUGGUGUUAAGGAGUCUGAUUUGAAUUCCAAUUCAGGUUCGAAAUCGGAACUUGAAAUGAAGGAACUUGUGGAUAUGUGGAAGAAGCUGAAGUUGAACCCCCUGGCCAAGGAGUUUGUUCCUUCCUCGCAUUAUCAAGGCCAAAUGGGGGCUUUCAAUUUUGUGCCUAUCAAUAAGAAUUUGGGAAAUGAUGGUUUCCCGAAUCAUCAAAGGAGAAGAAAUAACUACAACCAGGGUCGGAAGAGAAUGAAUGGCAGAGCGUUCAGAGCUCAAAGAGAAGAUAGCAUUAGACGAACUGUCUAUGUUUCGGACAUUGAUCACAAUAUCACGGAGGAGCAGCUUGCUGCCUUAUUCAGCGCCUAUGGACAGGUUGUUGAUUGUCGAGUUUGUGGUGAUCCACAUUCCCGUCUUCGCUUUGCUUUUGUAGAAUUUGCUGAUGAGUAUUCUGCAAGAGCUUCUCUUAGCCUGUAUGGAACGCUGUUAGGUUUCUCUCCUGUCAAGGUCUUGCCUUCUAAAACUGCGAUUCUUCCUGUGAACCCUACAUUCCUCCCCAGGUCAGAGGAUGAACGUGAGAUGUGCGCCAGAACAGUCUACUGCACAAACAUUGAUAAGAAGGUUUCUCAGGCUGAUGUCAAGAAUUUCUUUGAAACAAGAUGCGGUGAGGUUUCCCGCCUGAGGCUAUUAGGGGAUCAGAUGCACUCUACGCGAAUUGCUUUUGUUGAAUUUUUCAUGGCUGAGAGUGCAAUAUUGGCCCUUGAUUGCUGUGGUGAACUUCUUGGAUCUCAACGCAUCAGGGUAAGUCCAUCAAAGACGCCUGUGAGGCCACGAGUUUCCCGCCCUGGAGCACAGUAAUCUGAUAGAGAAUCCUUAUCAGAGAAGGGAGUUGGCAUUUGUUCUCUUGGGGAGAGACUACUUCAAAAAUGAAGUGGUGGUGAAACUUAUCUCUGUUUCCGUUGUUUUCCUUUCUGAGAACAGUAACCUUUUCUUGCUACUUACUAAACUCUUGAUGUUCAUCUAAGUUUAACUGGGAUGGCCCCGGACUUGAGUACUUAUUACUCCAAUUGAUCAUCUAAUGCUACUAGCUUCAGUAGAAAAAUGGUAAUCUGGAACUUUUUCUCAGUGCAUUUACUCUGAAUUGGCAGUGAACAUUAGGCUUC
Molecule: messenger RNA, 1951 nt
Organism: Sesamum indicum (sesame)
Lineage: Eukaryota; Viridiplantae; Streptophyta; Magnoliopsida; Lamiales; Pedaliaceae
Gene: CID9
Product: CTC-interacting domain 9
Molecular function (GO): RNA binding
Source: RefSeq, a predicted model, not a curated record